AUGUCGGGCCCCGGAGCUGGUUACGAAUACCCUGCCCAGGAGGUCUCCUGGCAGAAGCGCGAUGUCCUGCUGUUUGCCAACAGCAUCGGCAUCAAGGCCGACGAGCUCCACUUCCUCUACGAGCUUCAUCCCAACUUCGCCGUCUUCCCGACAUAUUCUCUGAUUCUGCCCUUCAAGCUCACCGACCAAGAAGUGACGGAUUUCUAUGCUCGUCAGCAGUCGCACCCUAUCCCGGGUGUUCCCAAAUUCGACCCCCGUCGCUCUGUCGACGGCCAGCGCAAGCUCACUGUCCUGAAGCCUCUUCCUCCUACUAGUGCAGGCAAGAAGUUUGAGCUGCGCAACAAGGUCAUUGGUGUUUACGACAAGGGCAAGUCGGGGUCUGUGAUUGAGUCGGAACAGUCCAUCGUGGAUGCUCAAACUGGCGAGGUGUACACCAAGACCGUCAGCAGCGGUUUCAUGGUGGGACAGGGUAACUGGGGUGGACCCAAGGGCCCCAAGGCUGUGAACUAUCCCCCUCCUGAGGGCAGAAAGCCCGAUGCUGUGCAUGUUGUCCAGUCGACUCCUGAGACUCCCCUUCUCUACCGCCUGAAUGGUGACUACAACCCCUCUGCAUGCCACCCCCGAGCCCGGUGUGAAGAUGGGAUUCGGCGGUGUCAUCAUCCACGGUCUCUUCAGCUGGAACUCCGCCGCUCACGGUAUCCUCCGCGAGCUUGGAGGCAGCGAUCCCAAGAACUUGAAGGAGUUCCAGGCCCGCUUCGCCUCCCCUGUGAUCCCUGGCGACAAGCUUACCACCGAGAUCUGGCGGAUGGGCACUGUCGAGGAUGGCUUCGAGGAGGUCCGUUUCGUGACCAAGAACCAGAAGGGCAAGGCUGUUCUUAG
Aspergillus terreus NIH2624 is the source of this 879-nucleotide messenger RNA. Its product is annotated as putative peroxisomal dehydratase. Gene Ontology annotation, cellular component: peroxisome. Bases 1 to 879 code for a protein of 292 amino acids. The transcript has 5 exons. NCBI's taxonomy places the organism in Eukaryota, Fungi, Ascomycota, Eurotiomycetes, Eurotiales, Aspergillaceae. The record is from RefSeq and is a predicted model, not a curated record.